AUGUUUUUCGAACUCGGUCUUGAUAUAUCUAAUGAGCAGAUCGCAGAAUUGGAAUCGGCUAUACAUGAUAUAGAUUUCGCAUCCGCAGCCGAGCACGAGAGACAAGUUCGUCACGAUGUAAUGGCACACGUUCACACAUUAGCUGAACGCUGCCCCAAAGCCGCACCGAUCAUUCACCUCGGCGCCACCUCCUGCUACGUGGGGGACAACACGGACCUGAUCGUCCUGAAACAUGGCCUGGACUUGCUUUUGCCCCGUUUGGUCGCUAUCAUCAGCCGAUUGGCACAGUUUGCUGAACAAAACAAAUCGAUUCCGAUGCUCGGCUUCACCCACCUUCAGCCGGCACAACUGACCACUGUCGGUAAACGAGCGUCCCUGUGGUUGAGCGAUUUGCUAAUGGACGAACGAGCUCUGUCUCGCGCCAGAGACGACCUUCGCUUCAGAGGCGUUAAGGGUACUACCGGUACCCAAGCUUCUUUUAUGCAACUGUUCGACGGAGAUAGCGCUAAAGUCCGAGCCCUCGAUAAAAGAGUGGCCGAGUUAGCCGGGUUCGACAAGAGAUAUCUGGUCACGGGCCAAACUUACUCGCGCAAGGUCGAUCUAGAAGUGAUCUCCGCUCUGUCGGGAUUGGGCGCUACAGUGCACAAAAUGUGCUCCGACAUCCGCAUUCUGGCCUCCCGGAAAGAACUAGAGGAGCCCUUCGAAGCUUCACAGAUAGGAUCUAGUGCGAUGCCCUACAAGCGUAAUCCCAUGCGAUCCGAACGUUGCUGCGCCCUCGCUCGACACUUGAUCACCCUCCACGCCAACGCGGCCAACACUCACGCGGUGCAGUGGCUCGAGCGCACUUUGGACGAUUCGGCGAAUCGUCGCCUAACACUUGCUGAAGCCUUUCUCACUGCCGAUGCUGCUUUGCUGACCUUGUUGAACAUCGUUCAAGGACUGGUCGUCUAUCCGAAGGUCAUCGCUAGACAUAUCGAUCAAGAAUUGCCCUUCAUGGCCACGGAAAAUAUUAUAAUGGCAAUGGUGCAAGCCGGGGGUGACCGUCAAGUCUGCCAUGAGAAAAUCAGAGUUCUUUCUCACGAGGCCGGCGCCGUAGUGAAACGCGAAGGCAAAGACAACGACUUGAUCGAACGCGUAAAAAAGGAUGGCUAUUUUAGUCCGAUUAUACCCCAGUUGCAUAAAAUCUUAGACGCGUCUACGUUCAUCGGCCGCGCCCCCGAACAAGUGACUGAAUUUAUCGAAGAAGAAGUGCACCCCGUCCUCGCAAAGUAUAAAGAAUCGCUCGCAGAAGUGGAGAAGCCGGUCACAUUAAACAUUUAG
This is a messenger RNA of Leptosia nina, 1320 nucleotides long. Lineage: Eukaryota; Metazoa; Arthropoda; Insecta; Lepidoptera; Pieridae. The record is from the annotation of a GenBank genome assembly.